Molecule: messenger RNA, 1238 nt
Organism: Scatophagus argus
Lineage: Eukaryota; Metazoa; Chordata; Actinopteri; Scatophagidae
Gene: fam81b
Product: family with sequence similarity 81 member B
Exons: 9
Coding region: 183-1238 (351 amino acids)
Source: RefSeq, a predicted model, not a curated record
UCUGCUUUGCUGAGUUAAGCUGCUUCACCAACAACACAAUGCAUCAUUCUCGCAUUACUGUGCUGACAAAUUCACUCUGGCAGGCAGGCACACCCCACUCAGGGAGACCACAGUUACCAAGUGACAACACAAACACAUGAACUCAAAAGCCCGCUGAAGAAAACCAAAAGACUACAAGAAGAAUGUCACACAAGUCAAAGUUAGAGUCCUGUCAGGCUCACACCAGGCCUGAUGUCCUGGAGGGUCGUGUGAGCACUCAGGACGGGACGCUGGCUGUGCUGCUGGAUCAGGCUUUUAGGAUCAAAGAGGAGGUGGCAGCGAGUCUGCGGUCCACCCAGGGCUCUGUGCAAGUGGAGGCACUUUCCCGCAAGCUGCUGGAAAAUCACAUACUGACAAUCACCCGCAUUGUCAAGCAGCUUAGCACAGACAUACAGGCUCUGGAGAGAGGGAUCGCCCAGCGGGACUCUGUCACCUGUGGCACCACAAUGGCUGUUCAGAGCCUGGACCAGAAGAACAUGGCUGGAAUUGGAGACCUGCGAGGAAGAAUAGCCAGGUGUGACGCCUGCAUCGCCAAGCUCAGCGCCGAUGCGAGCUCUGGGGAGCGGCAGCUGAUUAGACUGCAGCAGGAGGUGGCAGAGCUCAGGUCAGCUGUCGAUCGACGGAUCCAGGAGCUGGAAGUCAAGCUUCAUUAUGACCUGGAAAGACUGGAGGCCUCAUUGUCAGAACAUUCCCAGGGCCAAAGGAAGUGCCUGUCUGAUCUGCAUGCACAAGUUAAACUACUAGAAGCCAGGAUGUCGGGUGAACUGAAGGAAGCCAAGGAGCAGACAGAUUCGCUGAGGAAGUGGACAGAACAGGAGAUCAUCAGCUCAGUCCAGCGCUGCACACAACAGCAGGACAAAAUGUUAGGGUCAGUUUCCAGACUGGCUGACCAGCUACGUGCUCUGCAGUCGCGUGUGGAGCACUUUGAAACUCGGUUGGAGCAGGUCGGACGCAGUCAGGCAGAUCAGCUGAAAUGCACUGAAACCAAACUCAGUAAGAGAACGACCUCAGUGGAGAGCAGCCUUCAUCAGGAGCUGCAGCUGCUCAAACAGGAAUACCACAAAGGGUUCCUGUCUGUGCGUGAUGCCAUUGAGUCCCUGAGGCAGAUAGGAGACAUUAAAUCCCACCUUGACAGGAAGCAGUUUCAGAAGGAUAUCAGGGACAUCUGCAGCAAGGAGGCAGAGCUCAAUGACUUGUGA